CCCGCCGUGGCGCAGCUCAGCCUGCCUGCCCUGGCAGAAAUUCAUGAGGUCCUGGAAGAAUAUAAAGAAGGAGCUGCAAAAUUUAUAGGUAUGCCAAACAAGGUGCUGUACUGCUCCCUUCAUGACCCGGUCACUCCCUGUCCAUCUGGCUACAACACUAACAAGACAGUGUCCCUGUGGGGAAGCUCAGGGCGCAUGGAAAUCACCGCUUCCAAGUUCAUGGAUAUCCAGCGGGCUAUCCAGCCAGACUGGUUCCAGUGUAUCUCUGAUGGAGACACUAUUUCUGGAGAAGCUGGUAGAAAAAGGGCCAAGAAGUCUGUGGAUAGGUCACUUUCCUUCCUGGAUGCCUGCCUUCAGAUGCUAGAAAAAUCACCGGAACUACAAAGAAGUGUAAUGUUUGGGGCAAUUGAAGGUGGAGAUAUCUUGGAAGAGAGGCUCCGAUCAGCCAGGGAGACUGCCAAGCGACCUGUGGGUGGCUUUCUGCUAGAUGGCUUCCAGGGUUGUGCCAUGGCCAAGGAGACCAAGUUGAAACUGAUAGCUUCUGUCACAGCAGAGUUGCCAGAGGAUAAACCAAGACUCAUCCAUGGUGUAGGCAAACCAGAUGAGGUGCUUGAGUGCGUCGAAAGGGGUGUGGACAUUUUUGAGAGCUUCUUUCCGUUCCAAGUGACAGAGCGAGGCUGUGCCUUGGUUUUCAGUUACGACUGCCAUCCAGAUCCUGAAGCAGCAGUUUUCGUGCAAAAUGGGGCCCAGGACCUGGAGAAGAAUGGUGCUGAAGACCAGGAUGAAAUCCCCAAAGCUGACCCAGAAAUGACACCAUUUGAGAUAUUUCUGAAGGACAAAAGAUACCAAGAUGAUUUUGGUCCUUUGCUGGAAGGAUGCACGUGUUACUGUUGUCAGAGGCAUACUCGUGCCUAUGUCCAUCACCUCCUCGUGACCAACGAGCUGUUGGCUGGUGUCCUGCUCAUGAUGCACAACUUCCAGCACUACUUCACUUUCUUCGGUGCCAUACGGGAUGCCUUAAGAGACAACAAACUGGAUCAGCUAAAAGAGUUUGUCUUCAGGCAGGCACUUCAAAGCCCAGCAAAUGUGAAGCCAGGCCAGUGA
This is a messenger RNA of Nestor notabilis (Kea), 1104 nucleotides long. It is a transcript of the gene QTRT2, whose product is annotated as queuine tRNA-ribosyltransferase domain containing 1. The record is from RefSeq and is a predicted model, not a curated record. The annotation marks the transcript as partial. NCBI's taxonomy places the organism in Eukaryota, Metazoa, Chordata, Aves, Psittaciformes, Psittacidae. The transcript has 8 exons. Gene Ontology annotation, molecular function: tRNA-guanosine(34) queuine transglycosylase activity.